AUGCGUUUCACUGCUGUCUCCAUUGCCUUCUUCGCCGGCCUGGCCAUUGCUGCCCCCGGUGCUGACAAGACCGUCUACGAGACCGACGAGGUUACCAUCACCUCUUGCGCUCCCACCGUCACCGACUGCCCCGGUAACAGCGGUGCCGGCGUUGAGCCCACUGCCAGCACCACUCCUACCAGCGUCCCCGCCGCUGCCACCACCCCCGCUGGUGAGGUCCCCGUCCAGUCCUCCGAGACCCCCGCCUGGUCUGCUGAGACCCCUGCCUGGUCCUCCGUCCCCACCUGGGCUCCUUCCAGCGUCUCCAGCGCCCCCGCUCCCCCCGCUGAGACCGCCCCUGCCCCCGUUGAGACUGCCCCUGUCUCCUCCACCGUGAUUGCCAUCACCACCUGUGUGCCCACCGUCAUCUACUCGACCGUCCCCGUCGGCCCCAGCUCCGCCCCCGUCGGCAGCGGUAGCGUCGUCCCCCACGGCCCCACCGGUGGUGUCCCCCACGUGCCCUCCAGCACCAAGGGUGUUCCCACUGGCACUGCCUCUACCACCCCCGCCACCUCCUCCCCUGCCUUCAACGGUGCCGGUGCUCUCAGCGGCUCCCUCGGCUUCGCCGGUGCCGCCGCCGCCGCCGCCUUCUUCCUGGCAUAA
Messenger RNA from Penicillium concentricum, 642 nucleotides. Its product is annotated as GPI anchored serine-rich protein. The record is from RefSeq and is a predicted model, not a curated record. The coding region runs from base 1 to 642 and encodes 213 amino acids. The transcript has a single exon. Lineage: Eukaryota; Fungi; Ascomycota; Eurotiomycetes; Eurotiales; Aspergillaceae.